Molecule: messenger RNA, 6051 nt
Organism: Hemicordylus capensis (graceful crag lizard)
Lineage: Eukaryota; Metazoa; Chordata; Lepidosauria; Squamata; Cordylidae
Gene: RNF170
Product: ring finger protein 170
Exons: 8
Coding region: 475-1239 (254 amino acids)
Molecular function (GO): ubiquitin protein ligase activity
Source: RefSeq, a predicted model, not a curated record
AGUGGCCGCUCGCCCUGCCGUCGCCGCCGCCGCGUCCCUGCUCACGCCCUGCUUCUCAGCGGCCAGCUGAGCUCCCCUCGCCCCCCUGGAGGCGCACGCAGCCCCCCACCCCCAGGGAGCUCCCUUCUCGAAAUGCCCUGCCCUGCUCCCCGCGUGGUUCGGGACAGCUCCCCACCCACCCGGCCUUCUCCCCCGUGCUCCCCUCGGCGUACGCUCUUUGUUUGGCUCGCUCCUAGCUCGGGGUCUCCAGGCUGGGAAGGCAGCCUCCGCAGGGGGCGGCGGCGGCGGCAUUUGAGUUUCCCUUCACACGUGCCCGGCGUUCGCUGACUCCCGACAGUAAUUUCAGUAGCCGCCAACGUGCACAACCUGGAGAUUUCCAGUUUCGCUUCAGCCUGUGAUGUGUUUGCUGUGAGUCCGAAGAGAGUUUUCUGGGGACAUGGUGCUGAGUCGUUUAAUUUCCAGCUGAGCUCUGGAAUGGCCAGCCAAGAAACAGAAGUUCAGAGACUGCUUCUGGAUGAUUCAAUGAUAGAGGGAAUAAGUGACCAAGUACUGCUGGCAGUAGUGCUCAGCUUCACAUUCCUUGCUGCACUGGUGUAUAUGCUUUUCAGAAAUGAGCACCCAGAUAUUCACCCAGAAAACCAAGAGCUAGUAAGAACAGUUAGACAACAACUCCAGUCAGAACAGAAUGCAGCUGGUGACAGGCAGCGUUUCUAUACUGAUAUGUCCUGCCCAGUGUGCUUACAACCAGCUACAUUUCCCAUUGAAACCAACUGUGGACAUCUUUUUUGUGGUUCCUGCAUUGUUGCGUACUGGAGGUGUGGUUCAUGGUUGGGUGCGAUACACUGCCCCAUCUGCAGACAGACGGUAACUUUAUUUUUACCACUCUUCAGUGAGGGCCAGCAGAAUGGAGCACAGGUACUUCAGGAUGUCACUGAUUACAACAGGAGAUUCUCAGGACAGCCAAGAUCGAUUAUGGAGAGGAUUAUGGAUUUGCCCACAUUAUUGCGUCAUGCAUUCAGAGAAAUGUUUUCUGUUGGAGGUCUGUUCUGGAUGUUCCGAAUCAGAAUAUUCCUAUGCCUGCUGGGAGCUUUGUUGUAUCUGGCAUCACCUCUGGAUUUUCUACCUGAAGCUUUGUUUGGAAUUCUGGGAUUUUUGGAUGAUUUCUUUGUGGUCUUUCUACUACUCAUAUACAUCUCUAUUAUGUACCGAGAAGUCAUAACGCAAAGGCUGAAUAGAUGAAGGCAAGUGUCAGUGACCAACAUUCAGAAGCAUUAUGGGGACAGCUUAACUAAUUGAACCACUAUAAAGUAAAUCAUCUUGACACACUUUCAGUUUCUGCCAUUAAAUAGCUUCUAGCCAGACAUCUUAUGCAAGCAUGAGGAACCGAAAUCAUGGUGACACCAAACUGGAAUUUUUAUAUAUGUGAUAUAAAAGAGAUUUAGUUGAACAUGUAAUACACUUCUUAUGUAUGUUUACAACAGAUGAGUAACUGUAUGUUGUUUAAGGUAACUCCAAUUAUAAAAGGGAAUUUCAGAGAGGAUGUUUAACAAAAAAAAAGUAUUUGAGCUAACUGGAUAUGUACUUUUAUGGACACUGCUCAAUGUACAGUUUCAUAUUCAGUGUACAGCUUCAAAGUUGUCUUAUUGCCUCAUUGUGGAAGGGGUUGUUGGGUUUUUUAAAUCUAAUUGUUUAGCAUCUCUGUCUAUGCAGGAAAUGCUCAAGCGGAACAGCUAUCAAAAGAAGCUUGGGCUGCAGCAUCAUAAUGCACAAAUACAAUAAGCACAGUAUUGCUUUAACUGCAACUUUAUAAAAUUACAUACAUUUCUCUCCAUAUGAACUCAGUGCCAUGGAAUGUGCUCUUUCCAUAGAGAAGAAACACCUUGAAUGCUGCCCAUUCUGUGAUGGAAGAUACUCUCUGGGUUUUUUUCUAUAAAAUUUUGCAUUGUCAAGUUUAUCCAAGUAUGGAUAAAAGAAAAGAUAGCCUAGCUCAGAUGGAAACUAACAUGGAUAUAAGUGUGGUGCAAUAUAGGGUGAAACUUUCAGCCAUUGCUGGGAUCCCCAAUCAUAUAUGAAAUACUAAUUGGAAUCUUUAUAUGUUUACUUGGUUAUGAUUGGUUUAGCAAUUAGCUGAAUUGUAAAUCUGAAUGUUGUUGGAGCUACUUGAAAGAAUAUCUGGUCACAAAGACCAUAAAUAUUAUGGUGGUUAUUUUUACUUGACUUAAUCUUAUACGUGUUUACUUUGGAGUACGCAUAGUUGAACUUGAUAGGAGCUUCCAAGAAGGCAUACUGCAUGACCAGGUUGCACAGCUUCUAAUCUUGCAGCACAUGCUAGCCCUCAGUGGUGGAGCAGGUGCUUUGCCUACAGAAGGUCCCAGGUUCCGUCCCUGAUAUCUCCAGGUAAGGCUGGGCAGGAGCCCUGGAGAGCUGCCAGUGUGGGUGGACGAUAGUGAGUUAGAUGGACCAGUGGUCUGACUCGAUAGAAAGCAGCUUCCUGUGUCCUAAAUACUACUGGACCCUCCCUAUUUCAGCCACUUACUCCGCCAGAAAUGUACUUGAUGCUUGUGAGAGGAGAGAAGGGUUGUUUAUUCCAUUGUUUAUUCCAUUGCAUUCAAAACUGCAUCUAGGAAUGCACUGACCUGUGGACACUUGGCCCCGGCCCGCUCUCCUUUUAGACCCAAAGUUGACAUCCAUGUUUUGAGGGGACAGAAAAACACUUUGCUAUAAAAAGAUGUUAUGUAUUAUAACAGAAGACUUAACAAAACAAACAAAAGUAUACAGAAAAGAUGUGGGGACUCUGGGCCAAUGGACAGGUUGUCCUUACCCGGGCAUAAAUCACUAUUUAGUUCUUGCUUCAUGUUUGACCAUCUCUUGCCUAGAAUAUGGACCGGGGGGAAAGUAUGAGGCCAUUACUGCAGGUGAAGAAACAUAGAGCUUCUUGAAAGAUCAUUAAGGGAUCCUGUGGAAGCAGGCCAUGGGACACCUCAUUCUCCUCCUACUCUCCAACACAAAUUAGCUGCACCAGGCUUAGAAAAUAUUUACAUCAUCAUUUAUCUUAAAUAAGAUGAUUAGCCAGGAUUGUUAACUAGCUUAAAAGCCUAGUUUUGAAUUAUGCUUAACAAAACCUGGUUCGUGUAACUAUGGUUAAAGUCAGUGCCACCACUAACAUUAAUUAUCUUUAAAGGUGAAGAAAAUUCAUGCUGGAGUGUGAGAUCUCAUGCCCAUAGUUUAGGGAGCAGGAGUAUUAUUUUUGCUGACCGUUUUGCAGUAACUUUUUGUGGUGUCUGUUUAAGGCAAGUGCUUCAGUUUGAUGAAAUGAUUGUCGAAGAAAACUCGUAUCCCAUUUACUAAUGAUGCUUCUUUACUGUUAGAAGUAUGUAUUAUUUUAAAAGCAGUUAACUCUAGUGCUUGCUAAUAGAAUAUCUAAUCCCCUUUGUUAAAAUAGUCCAACCUGGGGACCUGUUUUGAAAUCUUAUUGUUCAUGUAGUCAUCAAUGCAUAAGGCUUCUGAGUGCCAACACAGACGCAUGAACAUGUUGGAAUGUAUAUGUUAAGUGCAUUUGCAUAGUAUAUUUGAAUGUAAUUGUUCAACUUGAAGUUUAAAGUAGGUUUGUUCUAUCCUAAAUAUUUAAAAGCAAGGGAAAGAGAGAAAAAUGAUUUAAAAUGAACAACUUUACAAGUGCUUUCUGGGUAUUUCGGGCUGCCUCUAAUUCCUUGUAAAACUUCUGCUCACUGUGUCUUGUCAUCUCUAAUAUGUGAUAAUUAUUUGUUGGCUACCUCAGCUAAAAUGCCAGCAUGAUGUCUUGCUUGAUGUUUAGCCAAUCCAAAUUCUGCCUGGAAUUAUACACUGGGGGUAAAGCAUGGAGGCAUGAGUGUAUGUUAAGAACAGCAGAGCCUCAAUCAAAUAUAUACGAGUUUUAUGGAAAGGGGACAGCUUCAGUCUUUUGAGAUUUGUCAGAAAUCUCCCCUGUGCGUCUAAAACAGUUGCAAAAUCAAAGAGCUGGAGUCCCACUUUGAUACGUAUUGCCUUGUACAGGAGAACCUCAUUAUUCACAGAACCUUUAUUUGUGGUUCCACAUAUCUGCGGGGUGUCUCAUUGACACUCUUUUCGGUAUGCACAGAUAUGAAGGGGUUAAAAAGCACUUAUCCAUGGUUCCUAGAGGGCUGGAAGUGAUCGUGGAGAUAACUUCGGGCCACCAUAUUGUUUCACAGAGUCCAGGAGGAGCCAUUUUGUGGCUCAUUUUUUAAAAAUGGACUUUUCCCUGCAGGUUUUCAGGGGCAUUUCCCUCUUUAGAGGGCAUUCCUGGGCACAUUGGGGACCUGAGGAGCACACCACAGUGAGUUUUGGAUCAUUUUUUGACCUGUUUUGCCACUUAAUUUCCCACACUCCACCCUAGAACCUAACCACCCUUUCCAUAUAGCCCUAAUGCCUCAUUAGUUGUGGUUCCAUUACUCACGGCAGUAGGCAAGGAACGGAACCACCAUGAGUAACAAGGUUCUCUCCUGUAUAUUUCCGGGUAGCUGAAUAUUCUUAUUAAGCAGAGUAUCUCUUUUUGCUUUGAGUAAAACUGAUUUCGGCUCACUACAAGAACAAGAGAUCUUUUUUCUUUGUUUUUUUGCUACCCUCAUUGAUUCUCCCCCCCCCCCAAGUUCCUUGUUCUGCUACCUCAUCAUAAGUCCUCAAGUAACUACAUAUCCUUAGGCUGUCUUUCAACUGGCUUUAGUGUGUAUGCCUCUGCUAUGGAUGAUAUUGUGAGAAGUGAGCUCAGACCACACCACACUUGAUAAUCUGUCACUGAUCACCUCUGGACAUUUUUGUAAGCAUUUUUGUACUUCAUUACAGGUGGCUGGUUAUGACAAAAGUUACAGGUUAUCCCUCUGAACAGCUCUUGUCCUGCCUAUGCAUGCCCCUCUUAUCAGAGCCUUUACUCCUUUCUCUCUCCCCACCUGCCAUUUUUUUAAAAUAUACACAUUCACCACAGACCAGAGUUUCAUAACCUUGGGCCCGCAGAUGUUGUUGGAUUACAACUCUUCAUCCCAUCAUCUUCAGCCACAAAGGCCAUGUCUGGGGAUGAUGGGAGUUGUAGUCGAACAUAUGGGGACCCAAGGUUAAGAAACACUGCCACAGACCAUUUGUCCUGCUUGUUGUUUUUUGCUUCAGUCAAAACAGGACAAAUCAGCAUUUUUAUACCCUCAGUAUAUAAUUUUAAACUAGAAACAGUCAUAUUGCUGCAUCCAUCAGCUUCCAUAAAUCUAUACUCUUCAGAUAAAUGCUUUUACUUCCUGCCUGGAGCUGUGGAGGAGAAUAACUGAAUUUGAUAUCUUGCUCUGUAAAUCCUCUGUGUUGCUCCAUAGGAAUGGAUGCAGAAAUUUCCUACCUAACAACGAUGCACUUAGGUAGUAAUUUCAUUCAUUUCUAAUAGAAAUUGCUUAAAUGAGAGAAAAUAUUUCAGCCCAAUCACCAGAUACAGUAUUACGUCAGGUAAGAGAACACUUCUGUUUUAUUUAAAGAUUCUUCUCAUUCAGAAGCGAUGAAUUUUUCAGUAUUCUGAAACAUUUCCAUAGGAAUCUUUUGACCAGAAAUCCUAAAGGUUAUGAAUCGAUUCCAUAGAAAAUAACUGGAUUAAACUAAUAAUAUUUAGGGUGGCAGCCAUCCUUUCUAGAAAGACCUAGUAUAAAGAUUUCUAGAAAGACAAAACCAAAUAUUCCAAACAUAAAGCUUGCCUUUUUUCUUAAAUUGUUCUGAUAGUUGAUGUUUAUGAUAGGAUAAUAAUGAUUACAUCAUGCUUUCUAGCAUUCAUGCACACGCACUGGCUAAAAGCAACCUUGAGGACACCUGGUGGGCUUUUUCUUGCAAAUGCUAUGUAUGAAUUGUUUACUACAGAACUGUUCAACAGCUGACUUUCCUAUGAGGAAUAAUGAAUAACUGAAGAUGGUAUGAAAUGGUUACCAGAGAUCUAUGGGGCUGUAGACUGCGUGGUCCCAUAGAUCUUUUAUAUAAAAAUUUAACCUGGUUCUUGUGUUUACUCAUAAUAAACCAUGUUUAAAAUGGGAA